Molecule: messenger RNA, 435 nt
Organism: Rotaria sp. Silwood2
Lineage: Eukaryota; Metazoa; Rotifera; Eurotatoria; Philodinida; Philodinidae
Source: the annotation of a GenBank genome assembly
AUGAAAUUAAUGGUCAGCAAAUGUGGCCAUUCAUUGUGUGAAAAUUGUGUAGAAAAUAAAUUUAGUAAAGGCGUAGGAUAUUGUCCAACAUGCAACACUGAAUUAAAAAAAAGUGGAUUUCGAUAUCAAAUAUUUGAAGAUCCAUUUGUAGAACUUGAAACUGAUAUUCGAAAACGUAUUCUUAAAGAUUUCAAUCGAAAAGAACAAGAUUUUGAUUCACUCGAUGUUUAUAAUGAUUAUUUGGAAAUGGUCGAAACUUACAUUUUUAAUCUUACGAACAAAAUUGAUGUUGAAGAAACUGAACAAAAAAUUGUUGAAUAUAAAGAAACAAAUAAAGAAGUAAUCAAUAAAAAUCGAGGCAAAUUGAGUAAUGAUGAAAUAUUUAUUGAACAUUUGAUCGACAUUACCAUUUGCAUGAAGCUAAAUGACAAAUAA